AUGGCCGGAAACAGAGCUCUCUCUAACCUCGAACUCAUGCCAACUGAUAUCCAAACUGAGAUCAUUUCACGUGUAGCAAGGCACUCCAGGAGAGCAGUCUGCAAUCUCUUGGCCGCGGUUCCUCCGCUAGCCCCCUCUGCCGCCGUUCCUAUUGUUUAUAGGAACCUCAAUAUCCACCCGCUAACCGUUCAUCCACGAGCUGCGUUACACAGGUACCAAAGUCUUAUGGAAAAUUGCCUCGCCAGCGGUAACUUGCAAGCUCAUUACGUACGGGGGAUACAACAAUAUUUCCACUACAACAACGUCCAUGGAGGCUUGCCACAUCUUCAGAUCGCAGUAGAAGGUUCGUACGAGAAAGCUGUUUACCUUUAUGGUGUAAUAAUGCUAUCUAAGGGAGAGACGGCAAUUGGACAAGCAAUGUUAGAUACCCUUGGAUGGAGACAAAACAAAAACCGAGCAGACAGGUGCUGGAGAAGGAUCAAGCGAUCGCUCCAUGGAAUAAGAGUUACACUUGAGUCUUACAUGACUGCUUACCUGAACACAAGGGAAACCAUAGCAUGCCACCGAGACAAUAUUCACGAGCGCUGUGAUACGUGCUACUAUUAUAAGCAAUUGACAAAGUUUGUUUACAUGAUGUAG
Messenger RNA from Brassica oleracea var. oleracea, 639 nucleotides. Its product is annotated as F-box protein At2g35280-like. NCBI's taxonomy places the organism in Eukaryota, Viridiplantae, Streptophyta, Magnoliopsida, Brassicales, Brassicaceae. The record is from RefSeq and is a predicted model, not a curated record. The transcript has a single exon. Bases 1 to 639 code for a protein of 212 amino acids.